UUGUCAACUUUUGUAUGAAGCAAUCGUGACUGAAUGAAAUGGCUCACAGAGCGCCGGCGAGGGCUCAGCUGCGGGGGACCGGCCGACUCGCCCGGCAGUUUGUGGACCCCAGUCCUGGAAACGGUCCCCGAACGGUCGGAAAGGCAGCCAUCGUGCAACCAGUCGCCGCUGGUUUCGUUCGGUGGCAAGAGAGCGCAGCCGUCCGGGUCAGCCAUGUACAGCAUGAUGGAGACUGAGCUCAAGUCCCCGCUGCCGCCUCAGCCCAACUCGGGCUCGGCGCCGGGCUCCAAGGGCGGCGGCGGCGGCGGCGGCGGAGGCGUCGGCGGAGCGGGCGACCAGGAGCGCGUCAAGCGGCCCAUGAACGCCUUCAUGGUGUGGUCCCGCGGCCAGCGGCGCAAGAUGGCUCAGGAGAACCCCAAGAUGCACAACUCCGAGAUCAGCAAGCGACUGGGCGCCGACUGGAAGCUGCUGACGGACGCCGAGAAGCGGCCGUUCAUCGACGAGGCCAAGCGGCUGCGGGCCAUGCACAUGAAGGAGCACCCGGACUACAAGUACCGGCCGCGCAGGAAGACCAAGACCCUGCUGAAGAAAGACAAGUACUCGUUACCCGGCGGGCUCCUGGCGCCGGGCGGCCCCGCGGUGGCCAGCCCGGCGCAGGUGGGCCAGAGGAUGGACGGCUACGCGGCGCACAUGAACGGCUGGAGCAACGGCGCCUACUCGCUGAUGCAGGAGCAGCUGGCCUACCCGCAGCACCACGGCAUGAGCGGCCCGCAGAUCCAGCAGAUGCACCGCUACGAGAUGGCCUCGCUCCAGUACCCCAUGAUGACCACGGCGCAGAGCUACAUGAACGCGGCCUCCACUUACAGCAUGUCCCCGGCGGCGGCGGCGGCGGCCGCCUACGGCACGCAGGCCGCCGUGGUGAGCGCCGGGGGGGCCGCGGGCAACCCCGCCCCGUCCAUGCAGGUGGGCCUGGGCUCCAUGUGCAAGAGCGAGCCCAGCUCCCCGCCGCCGGCCAUCACGUCGCACUCCCAGCGGGCCUGCCUGGGGGACCUGAGGGACAUGAUCAGCAUGUACCUGCCGCCGGGCGGGGACAGCGCGGAGCACUCGGCCCUGCAGGGCGGCCGGUUACACAGCGUGCACCCCCACUACCAGAGCGCGGGGACGGCGGUCAACGGGACCCUGCCUCUCACCCACAUCUGACUCAGUGAGAGCCCGCUCGCCAAAACUCACACACACGCGUACACGCGCUCACAAUAAGUAAGACUUCUCAGAAAACAAACAAACAAACGAAAAAAAAAAAAAGAAAAGUACUCUGAUACUUGAACUUUCGGGUUGCUGUAAAGCCAGUGUGUCAAACUCAAGGCCUGUGGGCCACAUCCGGCCCACUAAAGUGGCUCAUUCUUCAAUUGGAUUCCCACGCCGCACAAAUACCUUCUUAGUGUAAAUCGAACAAUCCUGAAGUAUUUGCUCACGAUUAUUUUCUACGACUUAUUUCAAAAUUCCAUUCGUCCAUUAAAAACAAAAAGAAAAAUCAUGAGGUCAUUUAUGCGGCUUACAACACAAAAAUUGAGUUUGACCCCUUGCAAAAAGAAACAAUUUUCACACACGCAAUAUCGUACUGUUCUUCUUGUGCUGUUUUGGACUGAGACUGUGACCUUUGAGUCCACCUGAGGAAAUUUGCAUUGCAAAAAUAAAAUAAAAAAGGCAGUUUUUAUGAUCACAAUGAUAUAAGCAAUCAAAGUGAUGUAGAAAAUUGGACUUCUAUAUAUUAAAUAAUGCCGCAUUUUCACCUGUGUGUGAAAAAGGCAAGUGGCCUCGUGGAGAGGCUGGUUUAUUUCAGAAAAAAAAAAUGUUUACACUUAAGUUGUAGAAUGUCACCUGUCCAAACUUCUAGACAUUUUCUUUUCUUUCCCUUCAUCACCUGUUUUGUUUUUUUUUUUUUUUCUUAGGUUGGAAUGAAAUCUUAAGACUGUGCUGGUCGCAAGCGCACGUUUUUUAUUUAUAGUCCCCCCCCCUUUCCUCUUUUCUUAGCUUGUGAUCCCAAUAUUUUGUCAACUGGAAAAUAUCUUCACAUUUGUUUUUUUUUUUUUGUUUUCCAAGUUUCAGUCAUGGUUUUUAGUUUGUUUUUUUUUUUUUGACAGUGUCAACUUUGCUCAUUCCCUGGAGUUAAAAAAAAAGUUGUUGUUUUUUUUAAUUUAAACUGACG
Syngnathoides biaculeatus (alligator pipefish) is the source of this 2206-nucleotide messenger RNA. It is a transcript of the gene sox3, whose product is annotated as SRY-box transcription factor 3. Gene Ontology annotation, molecular function: RNA polymerase II cis-regulatory region sequence-specific DNA binding; DNA-binding transcription factor activity, RNA polymerase II-specific. Bases 34 to 1200 code for a protein of 388 amino acids. The transcript is spliced from 2 exons. NCBI's taxonomy places the organism in Eukaryota, Metazoa, Chordata, Actinopteri, Syngnathiformes, Syngnathidae. Gene Ontology annotation, biological process: positive regulation of transcription by RNA polymerase II; negative regulation of transcription by RNA polymerase II; anatomical structure morphogenesis. The record is from RefSeq and is a predicted model, not a curated record.